UGGUUCUAGUUAAUCUUCACCUCACUGACGCUACAUGACACAAUCAGCACUCAAAGGUCGGACUCGAAAAAGAAAGCACUUCGUCAUUGAAAAGCAAACCUGGCAGUACUAGAAGAGAAACAAUAUAAAGGAUUACCAUGGUUGCCAUUACAGAGUUUCAGAAGAUUGGAAUUGGUCUGGUGGGGUUUGGCUUAUUUUUUCUGCUCUUUGGUGUGUUGCUGUACUUUGAUUCUGUUUUGCUAGCCUUUGGGAAUAUUUUGUUUUUGACAGGUUUAACAUUCAUCAUCGGCUUCAGGAAGACAUCUCACUUCUUCUUCCAAAGACAUAAGUUCCGAGGCUCGUUCUUCUUCCUGGGAGGUGUGUCGCUGGUGCUGUGCCGUUGGCCAAUUAUUGGUAUGCUGGUGGAGUGUUACGGCUUCAUCCUUUUAUUCAGAUCUUUCUUUCCAAUGGCCUUGGGAUUUGUGCUGUCACUGGUAAACAUCCCAUUCCUUAAUGAUUUUUUACAGAGUGGCUCCAGCAUGGUCUGAGAGCACAUUUCCACACUGGGAAGAAUUAUACAAGCCUGAUGGACAGUUGUUCAGAUACUGGAGAAGAUACUUCCAACCAAGUG
Molecule: messenger RNA, 610 nt
Organism: Hippocampus comes (tiger tail seahorse)
Lineage: Eukaryota; Metazoa; Chordata; Actinopteri; Syngnathiformes; Syngnathidae
Gene: golt1a
Product: golgi transport 1A
Exons: 5
Coding region: 138-527 (129 amino acids)
Biological process (GO): endoplasmic reticulum to Golgi vesicle-mediated transport; retrograde transport, endosome to Golgi
Cellular component (GO): membrane; endoplasmic reticulum
Source: RefSeq, a predicted model, not a curated record